This is a messenger RNA of Biomphalaria glabrata, 1812 nucleotides long. RefSeq lists its product as uncharacterized. The transcript is spliced from 2 exons. The coding region runs from base 559 to 975 and encodes 138 amino acids. NCBI's taxonomy places the organism in Eukaryota, Metazoa, Mollusca, Gastropoda, Planorbidae. The record is from RefSeq and is a predicted model, not a curated record.
GGAUGCACAGUGAGAAAACAUAGAUUUAGGUCAAAAAUAUCGAUAUUUUAAAAUUAAUUGAUUUUAAUAGUUUAAAAUGUCUAGAAUACGAAUUCCCUAUCAGAAUACUAAAAAAAAUACGUUUUAUACAUCAAUUUUGUAUUUUAAAUGUAGAUAUAUAAGCAAAAUUUUGAUGUUUUGGUGAAAAAUCAACAUUUUGUAAGCUAUAGUUGAUAAGCUAAUGUACGCUCUCAUCCCUAACAGAUGGUAUCGAUACAAAGGUCUACUUUUCUAGUUCCGAUUAUGUGCAUGGUUUCUCAUUCUAUAAAUAAAUAGUACUGCAAUAAACUUUCAAAAUACGUCACUACCUCUUUUUUUUCCCUAUAUCCUCAUAUACACACCCACAAAGCCAUAUUUACGCAUGCGCACCAUCAAAGCUUCUCUGGUUACUGUACAUACACGCAUGCGCACUGAAAAAGCUUCCGUAACAACAAGUAUGCACGCAUGCGCACAUGACGUGAACCGGUCCUUCUUCUGUAAACUUCACAUCAACAAUCGAUUCAUUAUUGAAACUCAGAAAUGCCAACAAAAGGUUAUAUGUUUGGAAAGAAAAAACGUUACUGUAAGCCUAGAGGACGACAUGCUUCAAAGACAAAUGCACAAUUACAAAGCUCUGUUUUGGAUACAGCUGGAUCUGAAGCAGCAACAACACAGCCUGCAAGUGCAGCUGAGCGAAAAAUAUCCCUAACUGCAGUUACUAACGCUGAUAACACCAAUAAGAGGCUGCCUGAAGAUUUCAUAUACGUCAUGAUGAAUUCAAUGCAAUUGACCACAAUGGUCUCCUUGUUGUGCUGUCCACAUUGCUUUGACAACAAAUUAACUAUGUGCAUCAAACUUCAGUGGCUCAGCAAAUGCAAUGGAGGCCGCAGCAGCAUCCAAAAUCUUUUCGCGCUCUGUGGCAUCCAGAAAACUUGUUUAUGGCACGAUGCUGUGUGAUGGCGAUAGUAAAUCGCAUUCAUCUGCCAUUACCAACUCAGGAUAUGAUGUAGAAAUCUUAAAAGAGGACUGCAUUAACCACAUCUCAAAAAGAAUGUUUAAUGCUUUGAACAAUUUAAAAAUGUCUAACAAAAAAGAACUAAAUUAUAGGCUUACAAAGCCAAAAAUUGAAAAAAUUACAAAUUACUAUUCCAAAGCUCUGCGCCAAAAUGCUCCCGACAUUCAAAAAAUGAAGCUGGCUGUUAUGGGCUCAUUUUUUCAUAUGAUGAGCUCAGACCUAGAUCAUAACCACAGGUUGUGUCCUGAUGGCGCUACAUCUUGGUGUCACUUUAAGAGAUCAGAGGCACUAAAACAGCCAUAUAAAAAACACAACCAGACCAUCACAUCAGAAAUAGGUAAACUGUUAUUUCCUAUAAUGAAAAGACUAACAGACACAGAUCUGUUAAAAAGAUGUUCUAGAAUGGGAACACAAAACGCCAAUGAAUCUUUUCAUUCCCUCAUUUGGCAAAGAUGCCCCAAAACAGAAUUCGCAACAUUAAAAACGGUAAGGGCUGCGACAUACCUUGCUGAUUUAGCCUUCAAUAAUGGACCUGUUGGCAUCAGAUCAGUUUUUGACAUAUUAGGCAUUCCCUGGACACUAAAGAACAUUUCUUCUAGUGAGAAAAAGCAAAAUGUCAAACUACAGCUUGUUAGAAAAAGAAAAUCAAUCGCAUUAGUGUCCAGGAGAAAAAACUUGAAAAAACGAAGAAUUGAGCAUGAGCACCGGGCAGAGGUUCUAGAAGGUCCAACCUAUCAAUCAGGCCAUUUUAAUGAAUAGUUUUUUUGUUUUUUUUAUUA